UUCGAUACUUUUCUCGAACUCUCUUCGUACAUUUUUAUACCCAAAAACCACAAAACUCAAAUCUCAAUUCACAAAUCGCCAUGGCCUCACGACUCAUCUCCCGCUUCGCCUCUUCUCUCACCCGCUCCACAGCAACCACUAACGCCGCCGUCAUCCACCACUUCACCGCCACCGCCGCCUCUACUUUACCCAAAUCUAAUCCCUUAAUCUCCCUCCUCCAAUUUCAAUCCCAUCCUUUCAUCUCCCCUUCCCGUCUACACCCCUAUAGCACCCUAACUCUCCGAUCCUUCUCCACCGCAACCCGCCCUAGCCGUCCCCACCGCCCAGCCCGGCCCGACAUUGGCGCCCGCGCCCGGCAGAUGCAGAACCGCCGUCUCUGGACCUACGCGCUAACCUUCAGCUGCGUCGCGGGAUUCAUUAUCAUCGUGCUCAACCAGUUCCAAGACCAGCUCGUCUUCUACGUGACCCCGAGCGAUGCGAUCUCCAAAUACACUGAGAAUCCCACCAAGGCCAAGUUUAGGCUCGGCGGGCUGGUCUUGGAGGGCAGCGUAGCGCAGAUGGCUUCGUCGCCGGAGAUGGAGUUCGUGAUCACCGACUUAAUCACCGACAUUUUGGUCAAAUUCGAGGGAUCGUUGCCGGAUCUUUUCCGGGAAGGCCACUCCGUGGUGGUGGAGGGGUUUAUUAAGCCGUUCACGGAGGAAAUGAAGAAGACGAAUGAGGUGAUUUUGAAGGAGAACAAGUUUAGGAUCACAGAGAAGGCCAGGAGUGGAGUGUGCUAUUUUGAAGCUACAGAAGUUCUGGCUAAGCACGACGAGAAGUAUAUGCCUCAAGAAGUCGCCGCUGCACUGGAGAAGAACAAGAAGCUCCUGGAACAGCAAAAAAUUGAGGAAAGCGGCACUGAAACUGCUAUAGCUAAGCCAUAAGGGAUCGAUCAUGGCGCCAUAGGUCUGAUCUUUUUUCUUAACAUAUGAAUUCUUUUGGAAUUGAUGGAACACGCAUACGUUUUAGCUUGAUUAUACAAUUCUUCCGGAUUAGAUUGAGGUAACUUAGGAAAGAGAUAUAAGCAAAUUUGAUGAGCCAACUUAGAUUUGUUGUUGUGCCAUUUUUGCCUUUUUGGUGUUCAUUUUAACUUUACUGUAUUGCCCCAUGAAUAUUGUGGGUUUCAAACUGAUUUUUGGCAUAGUAGUAGUUAAUAAAUGUUAUAAAUGAAUUAUCAUUCUGGGUA
Messenger RNA from Ipomoea triloba (trilobed morning glory), 1225 nucleotides. RefSeq names its product cytochrome c-type biogenesis protein CcmE homolog, mitochondrial. Gene Ontology annotation, molecular function: heme binding. The record is from RefSeq and is a predicted model, not a curated record. Bases 81 to 923 code for a protein of 280 amino acids. Gene Ontology annotation, cellular component: plasma membrane. NCBI's taxonomy places the organism in Eukaryota, Viridiplantae, Streptophyta, Magnoliopsida, Solanales, Convolvulaceae. Gene Ontology annotation, biological process: cytochrome complex assembly; protein-heme linkage. The transcript has a single exon.